AGGGUUUUCCAACCGCGCUCCACACACUCUGGUUGCCUCUGCAGCUCCAGUAUCAGGUGCGGCUUCAUCAUUCGCUGCAGGGCUUCAUGGGAGGAGUCAUUACAGCCAGGUCACACCCCCUGCACUAUAGCACCAGGUCCCUUUAGAAAAAAGACAUACUAAGGAGCGCACAGCCCGUCCGUCACCGCGCACUGCUACAAAAAUAUGAACCCUAGGAGAGCCGCUCCUGCGCUUGAACACUUGAGACAACAACCCCACUACGACUAAUUCCAUCUUAAAUCACAGCCCAGUGCUCACUCUGCUCCUUCUCCAACUAUUCUUCUCUCCAUUUUCUCUUUAUCUAUUCCUGCGCUGGAUCUUUCGUGUGAGAAAAUGUGCGUGGACAGAGAUGGGUGCGAGAUUGAAGGCUGCAGCAGUUCGGACGAGGUGCGCACGCUGUCCGGCAGCAUGAGUCCCGGACUGAAAUCCAACCCGGACCUGCACCCGUGCAAGCCGGGCCACAAAUUCCGCGCCGCGCUGCUCAGAUGCCGCUCACCGGCUGCGGCUGCCGGGAUCCUCAGCUUUGGAAACGUCCUCAAUUACAUGGAUAGAUACACUGUGGCUGGUGUUCUCCAGGACAUCCAGCGGCACUACGAUGUCACAGACAGUGGAAUUGGCUUGUUGCAAACAGUCUUCAUCUGCAGCUUCAUGGUGGCAGCUCCCAUCUUCGGUUACCUUGGUGACCGAUUCAACAGAAAGGUCAUCCUGAGCUGUGGCAUUUUCUUCUGGUCCAUUGUGACUCUGUCGAGCUCCUUCAUCAGUAAAGAGUAUUACUGGCUGUUCGUGCUUUCCAGGGGACUCGUGGGUAUCGGAGAGUCCAGCUACUCCUCCAUCUCUCCCACCAUCAUAGGAGACCUGUUCACUAACAACAGCCGCACUAUGAUGCUCUCUGUCUUCUACCUGGCUAUCCCGCUGGGAAGUGGUUUGGGCUACAUCCUGGGUUCCAGCGCCAAGGUGGCUGCAGGAGACUGGCACUGGGCACUAAGGGUGUCUCCAGUUUUAGGGAUCACGGCUGGGACUCUGAUCCUGGUCUUCGUGCCUGAGCCAAAGCGAGGCAGUGCCGACCAGAUGGGUGGACGCCUCAAGACCCGUACCUCCUGGGCCUGUGACAUGAAGGCCCUCGCCAAGAAUCGGAGCUACGUAUUCUCCUCCCUGGCAUCGGCGGCGGUGUCCUUUGCAACAGGUGCAUUUGGCAUAAUGAUUCCUCUGUACCUGGCCAGAGCACAGGUGGUGCAGAAGACGGCAGAGGCCUGUACCAAAGAAAUCUGCAGCAGCACAGACAGUAUAAUCUUUGGUGCGAUCACCUGUGUGACGGGUCUGUUGGGCGUCGUCAUCGGGGCAGCCACCACGCGCUUUUGCCGCCAGAAGACCGAGAGAGCCGACCCUCUAGUGUGCGCCGUCAGCAUGCUGGGCUCGGCCAUCUUCAUCUGCCUCAUCUUCGUGGUGGCAAAGAAGAGCAUUGCAGGAGCUUAUGUCUGCAUCUUCAUAGGAGAGACGCUGCUUUUCCUGAACUGGGCCAUAACAGCAGACAUUUUAAUGUUUGUCGUCAUCCCCACAAGGCGAGCAACAGCAGUCGCCUUUCAGAGCUUCACCUCUCAUCUCCUGGGUGACGCAGGGAGUCCGUACCUGAUAGGCCUGAUCUCAGAUGCCCUUCAGGAGAGCUAUGCUACAUCGGCCCUGUGGCGGUUCCUCAGUCUGGGUUAUGCCCUCAUGCUCUGCCCCUUCAUCAUCGUCCUGGGGGGCAUGUUCUUCCUGGCCACCGCGCUGUUUUUCCUGGAUGACAGGGAGAAGGCCGAGAAACAGUUGAGCCAGCUGUCACGACCCUCCUCCACAGUCAAGGUAUGACCAGGUAACAGACCAUUUAGGAGCCGUGUGAAGGAGCAACCAAACUCAAUAAGGAUGACAAGAUGGAGAUAUAAACCGAGGGCAGCUGAUCCACGUCUUUAUAGCCACGCCCAAGUUCACAUCACCGCUGCCACCUCCAUGAUCAUCCUCCUCCUCCCACUUCUCCUCCUCCUUCUGGCUCCUGCUGCUCUUCCUUUAAGCUCAUGGAGGCCGCUCAGAACUGGAAUGAGGGAGCGUCUUGCCCCUCCUUGAAACGCCUCCGAAUCACAGGCUGUGUCUUGAAGUCGCACAGCGGUGUGCUGAACAACUGCUGGUGUCCUCUUCACCUCUGUCUCCAUCUGACAGGAUCCACUGAACCUUCCUGGGAGGAGGUGGUACCGGCCCCCCCCAGCCCCCGUGACUCCCUGAUGCCAUACUACUGAAUGCUGACCAUGAACCUGCCCUGUCUGUCUGUCUGUCUGUCUGUCUCCUCUGUGUCCUCUGUGUCCGUCUGUCUGUCUGUAACAUCGGCUGUCGAUCCGCACCAAGUGCCAUGGCGUCAUUACAUUCCUUCAGACUUUGCACUGACCUCAUACAACCCUCAUGACUUCCAUCUCAGACUGUGUUUACAUGCACAUUAUAAUCCAGCUUCUUGUUAUGAAUUCCGUUUGAUUAAGCUGCUUAUAUUAGCAGCAGGACAGAAGAAGUGUCAUUUUUAAACUGUAUUCAUGAAGCUCCACUUUUUGUUUUACUUGCACAAAUUUAUCCUCAAAAUGAACAAAAUAAGCUGUUAAAUUCCCAUAAAUUCUGGCCUUACUCUAAAGAGCAUACUGCAGAGAUUUCAGUAUCAGAUUCUCCUGCAUAUCCUGAUGGGAAGUAUUUACAACGUGAAUUCCAAACCUCUUUACAUGAUAGAUGCGGGCUGUUUCCGAAAUCGCCUACUAUACUAGCAGUACGUACUGAUAUGUCCAAAAUUCAGUAUGUAGUAAGUAGUAUGUGAACAAGAGCAAAAUCUGCAGUAUGCCAAAACUCCCCGGAUGUCUACUGAUUCGGGAAAAUAUCUCAGUAUGCAUUGGACCAGUCUGCCUCGCGUACUGUUUCCCAUAAUGCACAGCGCUCGUUCUGCUUUUUCUUUUUCCUCAUUUUUUGACGGGAGGAAAUCCGUUUUUGGGUGCUGUGAAAGUUAUCAAAUUACAUAUAAACCACUUCCUAACUUUUUAAAUCAUAAAUGGAUGCUAAAUAAGCAUUUUAUUUAUCGGCUUCACCGUUGUUUACUUCCGCUUUCCAAAACCGGAAAUCCAGCGAAGUCUGGCUCAGCAUGCUGCAUGACAGAUCGGACAGAACAGUCAUACUACAUACUAAAUUCAAACGCAGUAUGUAGUAGGCAAUACCUACUGCCUACUACAUUAGUAAGUAGUAUGUAGCAGGCCGUUUCGGAAACAGCCGCAGUUUACGCCUAACAAAUCUGAUCCCUAUCCCCUUGUGCAUGUAAACACAGCUGUCAACCAAGAGCCAAAUAGUGUUACUGUCCAGCGGUCAGUGAAUCAGCCUUAAGAAUUCGAGCUUUCACAUCAUCUGCUGUUUCUUUUGACCCCUCAUGUGUGUUUUACUUUUAGCUUUUAGCACUUAAAUCAGCGCAGACAGCACCAGAGAGCAUGACAGAGUAGAGAGAUUUCUGCACACUAGUUUUCAUCACAAGGUUUCUUGUGAAUUUUUUAAUCUUUUUUUUUUUGUUGUGAUGUUUGAUUUGAAACUGGAGGUUUCUGCCUAUGAUUGUUUCAGAAGGAUUAUGAUGCAAUCUUGGCGACCUUGAAGCAGACACUGGAAUAUAUAUUUUAUUAUUUAUAUUGUAUAUGCUUUUCCCAAGAGUUAAUGCUACUCUUUGACUUUUGAUUUUGUGUAGAAGCAAUAGAAACAUUUUUAAAAGGAAACCAACCUUUUUUGUACACACUGCCUUAUCAGUGAGCAAUGUUUCCCUUUAAAGAGGGGAGCUCCCUGAUGGUUGGUUUUAAAUUUCUGGACACAUCACCCACACAGAGACAGAGUCGCCUUUAAUGAUGGACUCCACUCCAGUCCCCACCGGUUACAAUAACAGCCAUUGUGAAAAGAGACCUGUUCCCCUCACAGUUGUAGAUAUCCCAUUCCACAUUUGAAAGAAAGCUUUGAGUCACAAUUAUCGGUUUAUUUUGGAGAGAAAUCAAAAUCCCAGACAGGAACAGGAAAUUCCUCAGCCUCAGGUUAGACUGAUGGAGGGGCCUCAUUAUAGUUGAUAACGGAUAAGAGAGGAAUCCCCCUUUGAAACCAGAUCAGCAGGGUCUCAGAUCUCCCUACAGGAUACCAGAGUCCCCCUAACAUAAGAAUGAACAUGCAAAAUGUGCAGAAGACACAUCAGAGCAUCAUAGACACAUUUGAUGCAUUAAUUACAUUCUAGUAGUUGCAAUUACAUUCAUAAGAAAAAUAUAAAACACUCCAAAAGAGAAAAGUCUAAACUUCCUAGUUGCUUGUACAAAAAACUUUAAUUUUAAGCUACCUUGAAGGGAGUUUUUUUAGUCUUGAUACAGUUUUAGAGAAACCUUGAAGCCUCUAAUGGAGUCAAAGGUUUUAAAACUUGUGCAUUAAAGGGAAAGAAAGCACUUUGCAGACCUCAGAGAAAACAGCAGGAGGAGGAGGAGGAGGAGGAGGAGGGUGGUGGUGGUCUGACCUCAGCAGAGGGAAUAAAGGGAGACGUUGAGGUAGUUCUCGUAGCAUUGAUGUGUGAGCAUGACUCACCGGCUGUGUGUGGGGUGCUGUGUGGGCUGUGUCCUUGAUACAGAUCAUUAGCUUUAGCUUCUCUCUCAGUGCGUGGAGCUCUCUGAAUGUGACUCUGUCCAACCUGACGUGUUUACACACCUACACCUUCUUAAUGAACUAAGCUUCUUACCUUCCUUUAUCGACUUUUUAAUGUCACCAAAUGAGUUUUUUUAUAACUACAAUAGAGAUAUAUAAAGCUAUAUCACGCAGCAACUUUAAUAUAUUGUAAAUGAUGGCUUGGAUGCAAUGUAUUUAUUUGUUUGUUAUCAUAAUGAAGAAUAAUCUAUAAAGGGAAGUUUAAUGUUUGAGCAUACUACACUUUGCUGUUGUCAUUGGGUUUAGAAAUGUUCCUCCUUUUGUGUCACAGCAAAACAACACAAUACCUUUUUACAUCAUCAAGAUUCACCCUGUUUACUGUGAUUAUAAAUUGGACUUCUACGGUGGCCUAGAUGGGCAAACACACUGCAACUGCUCAAAGAUAUACAUUAAGGGAAGCUGGGUACAAAUUCAGAAAUGAAGCCAAUGCAGAACCAAGUAAAAAAAAAUAAAAAAUACAAAAACAAAAUUCACUUCUAUUCAGUGCCCCCUUUGGGAGAUAUUGAUUGGGUUCUAGGGUUUGUUUGUUUGUUGAUGAUGCACAUGUUUUGGUAUUUUUAGGACAUUUUCUAAUUUGCAGCAUGUUUCCAUUGUUGCAUUUCUUUAAUUUUUUUUUUUCACUUAUUGUAAUUUGCAGCCCAUUUCCCCCCAUGCAAAAUCUUGAUCGUUGCAGCUUAUUUGCCCUCAUCCGCCACCGUAGACUUCUCAAACAUAAAACACACAAAAGGAAUGAUGCAAUAUGAUUGUUUUAAACAACCGAUUGCUGUCAUGUUGAGGGUGCAGUAUGUUUGCAUUCAUUUUUGUAGCUCUUGUAAGUAAAUGUAUUUUAUUAUUAUUUCUUAAGAACAACUGAUAAAACCAUUUUGCACACGUAUUGUUCAGGGAUUUAUUUGAAUCAUCAACUUCAAAGCCUCUGAAGCAGAGGCCUGUCACUUCAUGCUCACAGUAAGUGCUGACAUUUUGUCAUCUUUCAGAAGAAGGGACGUUGGCUCUGGUCAGAUGGGUCAUGAAUCGAGUCUCACUUUGCCAAAAUUUAGACGAUUUAGCACCAAUCCUUUAGGAGUAUAAGUCUGUGUGUUGAGUAAUUCUGUGUUAAUAAUCACUGAAGUGAUGUAUUGAAAAUGUGCUAUCUCUUGUCAUACAAGAAUCAUGUAUAAAGAAGCCUUUUUCUGAUGUUAAGCAGAAAAUAGAGGUUUAUUUUUAUUUUUAGAGCAAGUAAAUACAAAAGAGAGGUGUUUGAGAAAUCAAAGGAUAUUAUACUAGAACUGAACUGUGAUAGAAAAUGUACAUGUCUGUAAAUCAAAUAAACUUAUUUAAUCACUUCA
Notolabrus celidotus (New Zealand spotty) is the source of this 6074-nucleotide messenger RNA. RefSeq names its product spinster homolog 2 (Drosophila) (gene spns2). Lineage: Eukaryota; Metazoa; Chordata; Actinopteri; Labriformes; Labridae. The transcript is spliced from 13 exons. The coding region runs from base 373 to 1884 and encodes 503 amino acids. Gene Ontology annotation, molecular function: sphingolipid intramembrane carrier activity; transmembrane transporter activity. The record is from RefSeq and is a predicted model, not a curated record. Gene Ontology annotation, biological process: transmembrane transport; lipid transport; sphingosine-1-phosphate receptor signaling pathway. Gene Ontology annotation, cellular component: membrane.